This is a messenger RNA of Zophobas morio, 828 nucleotides long. Its product is annotated as brachyurin-like. Gene Ontology annotation, biological process: proteolysis. The coding region runs from base 5 to 793 and encodes 262 amino acids. The record is from RefSeq and is a predicted model, not a curated record. The transcript has 6 exons. NCBI's taxonomy places the organism in Eukaryota, Metazoa, Arthropoda, Insecta, Coleoptera, Tenebrionidae. Gene Ontology annotation, molecular function: serine-type endopeptidase activity.
CAAAAUGGUAAAAUUUGGAGCUUUUCUGAUCUGUGCCGUGCUUCUUGGCGCGGCACCAACGCAGAGCACAGCAGUCUUUAGAGGUGGGCGAAUAAUCGGAGGUGAAAUUGCUAGAGCAGGUCAAUUUCCGUUCGCUGCAGCUAUUUAUAAAAAUACCGCGGAUGGUACUUACUUUUGCACCGGUACUAUCAUCAUGGAUGAUUUUAUUCUGACAUCUGGACAAUGCGUUGAUGGGGCUAUUUUGUUUUCAAUUCUCAUUGGAACCAACAAUUUGAAUGCAAAUGAGGGUACUAGACUGUCAACCGACACGUAUUUUCAGCAUCCUGGCUACAAUCCGGAAACUUUGGAAAACGACCUUGGGAUUAUUAAAACACGUUUGCCUAUAACAUUUACUGAUUAUAUUCAGCCAGUUAACUUUUUGGCUGAUUUUCGUCUUCCUGAUGGGUCGUCUGUGUUUACUCUUGGAUGGGGUCAAACCAGCGAUGAGGAAAGUGGGUUAGUCAAUGCGCUUAAUUAUGUCGUUGUAGUUUCUCUAACUCUUGAAGACUGUAUGCUAACUUAUGGUUCGCAAGUUACUGACAAUAUGGUAUGCGUUGAAGGAAAUUACAAUCAAGGAACUUGCAGGGGUGACCUUGGUAGUCCACUGAUCCAGUAUGGUAGUCGUGGAGUUACUUAUCUUGUUGGUGUUUCUAGCUUCAUUAGUUCAAAUGGAUGUGAAAGCACAGAUCCUUCAGGUUUUACAAGAAUCAGUCCUUACAGAGACUGGAUACGUAAUAUUACUAGCAAUAACUAAAUUUAUGUAAAAAUAUCAAUAAAUCAUCAAAACAG